UAAUACACUUUUAACUUUAAUUUGUUAUAAAUAAUAGAAAUAAAACAAAGCGAAAACGAAUAAUAUAAUAUAUAAUUUUUAAUAAAAAGAAAUUUCUAUAUUAUAAAAAGAAACAAAUCAAAGCAACAUCCAUGAGUAAGCACUUUGUCAGAAGAAAAAAAUCUUAAAUUUUAUUUUAUUAACCAUCCCCGGCGAGGAUACACAUUUUUAAAUUGCGACUUCCUUUACUGGAUGUUGCAUGAACUACUUAACCAUUUUGCUGUGCAAUCGUAAACCACCAACGAUGCUCUCACGCCGGAGCAAAGAUAAACAGACAGCACACAAAGAGGGCGUUGUGGGGAAGUAUGUCAAGAAGGAGACACCUCCCGAAAUACCCGUCAUAAAUGUUUGGUCUUUCGAUGAUCAACGUACGAAACAAAAAUCAAAGACUUUGCAGAGAUGUGCUUCGGCCUCGCCCAGUUGCGAUGGCGUUGGUGGUGUUGGUACUGUUAGUGGUAGGGGACGUUCGGGUAGUGUUAGUCGUAACACCUAUACCGAUACGCAGCCGGACUAUUAUCAUGCUCGUAGAGCGAAAUCUCAAUUACCACCCUCUACGAACUCAAUGCGUUCAACACUUCCUCAACCACCACUAUCUACACAGCCAACAAGGCGUAUGCCGCAGUAUCAACAGCAGCAUCAUCCAUCGCCCAUAACCUCACAUUCUUUUUAUUCGACCAACAAUUUGGAAAUGUCGCCGGGUCAUAGUCACAACAGCAACAACAACAAUAAUUUGAGCAGCAGUAGCAGCAAUUAUGUGAAUAUAGAACAGAUUGAUCGUAUGCGCCGUCAGCAAUCAUCUCCACUGCAGCAUUCUCAAUCUAGUUACUUUCAACGCAGCUAUUCGUCCAAUCAAAAGCAUGCCAAUUCAUUUGAUGGCCAUACUAAUAUGAUGAGAGAACGUUUGGAUUCGAUCCAGUCGAAUAUGUUGCAAUUGCCUAGGGGAGCUACACCAAGACCUCAAACACCACCUCAUCAUUAUCAACAACAACAGCAGCAACAUCAUCAGUUGCAACAGCAGCAACAACAACAUCAUCAGCAUCCUCCCUUAACACAAACCUACUCCUCCGAAUCGUGUCCCAUCUAUGAGAAUCCAUUUCGUGUGUCAAAUACUCUUCUACCGCCCUCCCUAACUAUGGCCGAAUCACAAAUGUCUUUGUCCACACAUGGCAAUCGUUCAGAGUCGCCUAUUUAUAGCAACACCACCUCAAUGGCCAGUAACAUAAAUCAUACUCAUCAUCAACAAUAUCAACAUUAUCAACCUCUACAGCAUCAAAUCCAUCAGCAAUCACAUCAUAAUUACAAUCAGAAUAACAAUUCUAAUUCAAACCAAAUGAUGUCUUCUUAUGAUCUCAGCUCACGUGCAACACCACAAUCCCUUAACCAAGCCAAUUCCUCAUCUUCCAUGCAGUCUUUGUAUCAGAAUACCAACGCCAAUAAUGCCGUUAACAAUGCCACCAAUAGUAACAAUCACACAUCAUCCUCAACCUCCACUAAUACCACAAACACUACCCAAUUACGCAAACAUCCUUCACAACAAUCGUUGGAGGAGGAAUUACCUUUGCCACCCGGCUGGGCUACUCACUACACUUUACACGGACGUAAAUAUUAUGUUGAUCAUAAUGCACACACAACCCACUGGUCCCAUCCUUUAGAACGUGAAGGCUUACCAGUAGGUUGGCGUACUGUCGUCUCCAAAGUUCAUGGUACCUACUAUGAGAAUCAAUAUACCGGACAGUGCCAACGCCAACAUCCUUGCCUUACAUCAUAUUAUGUUUAUACCACUUCGGCUGAGCCGCCAAAGGCGAUACGCCCAGAGACCUAUUCUCCACCAACACACACUCACAAUGCCCUGGUGCCGGCUAAUCCAUAUUUGCUGGAGGAAAUUCCCAAAUGGUUGGCUGUAUAUUCUGAGGCCGAUUCUUCAAAGGAUCAUAUGCUACAGUUUAAUAUGUUUAGUUUGCAAGAAUUGGAGUGUUUUGAUGGCAUGUUGGUGCGUUUGUUUAAACAAGAGUUGGGCACGAUUGUUGGAUUUUAUGAGCGUUAUAGACGAGCUCUAAUUUUGGAAAAGAAUCGUCGUGCCGAACAGGAACGUUACUUGCAAGAACUACAUGCUGCCGCAGUUGCCAAUGCUAACAAUGCCAACAAUAACUUAAAUCCUAAUACAGGUGUUGUUAAUCACAUAAGUCAACAGCAACUCUAAACAUACAUGAUUGCAAACAUACUUUGUAUGUACAUAUUUACAAUAAAAAAAAACAACAAAACACAUCCUCGCUCAUUUGCAGACUUUGUUUAUAAUUUUAUUUAAAAUA
Messenger RNA from Lucilia cuprina (Australian sheep blowfly), 2348 nucleotides. RefSeq names its product scaffold protein salvador (gene sav). Lineage: Eukaryota; Metazoa; Arthropoda; Insecta; Diptera; Calliphoridae. The transcript has 2 exons. Gene Ontology annotation, biological process: apoptotic process; regulation of cell population proliferation; hippo signaling. Gene Ontology annotation, molecular function: molecular adaptor activity; protein binding. The record is from RefSeq and is a predicted model, not a curated record. Bases 239 to 2239 code for a protein of 666 amino acids.